Messenger RNA from Drosophila ficusphila, 4542 nucleotides. RefSeq names its product protein xmas-2 (gene xmas). The record is from RefSeq and is a predicted model, not a curated record. The coding region runs from base 99 to 4265 and encodes 1388 amino acids. NCBI's taxonomy places the organism in Eukaryota, Metazoa, Arthropoda, Insecta, Diptera, Drosophilidae. Gene Ontology annotation, biological process: mRNA export from nucleus. Gene Ontology annotation, molecular function: RNA binding. The transcript is spliced from 3 exons. Gene Ontology annotation, cellular component: transcription export complex 2; cytoplasm; nucleus.
CUGGGCGCCAGACCUUCGUUGCCAUCUCUAGUACAUUUCGCAAAACAAACCAAAUCGCGCUCCAAAUUUUAAUAUUACCUAGCACAGGACCUACUUCGAUGGCAGAACCCCGCCCCGGCGCCUAUAACUACAAGACACUGCUAUGCACAAACAUUCCGGAGCUGUUUCUCGAUAAAUAUGUUGCGCGCUCGCACUUCGGUCGUUUCGGCAACCUGAUGAACUUCGUUCUGCGCCCGCGGCGGAUGACCUGCACAGUAAGCUACGCCACUGAGGAGGAGGCUGAGCGGGCGCUCCUCGAGGGCGGAACCUUCCAGGGCCACCAGUUCGAGAUGUCCUACGCGGAGAACGAGACGGCACCGGCACAGAAGACCGAGGAGUGGGUGGACCCGGACGUGCAGGCCGAACUCAGUGCCCUCCAGUCGGGCUGGCGGAGUGAGUAUACGGCUGGGAAAUCCCUGAAAUCCACUCCAAAUCCUCCGCCAGUUGCGGCAGCGAACGCAAAAAAUGCCACGCCUGUCGUCAGGGAACGAGCGUCCGCCCAGGUCCAGGAUCUGGAGUCCGUGAUGCGGAGACCGGCGCACACGAGCGAGGAGAAGUACCGCGUUCUCGAUGCCCGGGACAAGCUGCUUCGGCUCAAUCAAAGCCAAAGGAAGCUGGCGGGGGCCACACAGGGUCACUGCCCGGACAUGUGCCCGGAAAAGGAGCGCGUGCUUAGGGAGUUCCAGCGCCAGGUGGCCAUCUACGAGCUGCAGCCGGGCUCCGAUGAGUUCAUCUGCCACGAGCGAGCGCUCAAACAGUACUCGCGCAGCAGCGCGGAUCAGGAGACGCCGUUGCCGCACGAAUUGCGCAACGAGGCGGCUCUGCACAUGACCAUGAGCUACCUGAUGCACGAGAUCAUGGAUAUCAGCGAGCGGCGGGAGAACAGCAAUCUGGGCGAUUGGUUUCACUUUGUGUGGGAUCGCACGCGGUCCAUCCGCAAGGAGAUCACCCAGCAGGAGCUGUGCUCGCUGGGCGCCGUCAAAUUGGUGGAGCAAUGCGCCCGCUUUCACAUCCAUUGUGCCGCUCGUUUGGUGGCCGCCGAUCCCAGUGUCUUCGACAGCAAGAUCAAUGCGGAGAAUCUGACGAAAUGCCUGCAGACGCUGAAGUACAUGUACCACGAUCUGCGACUGAAGGGCGUCCAGUGUCCCCGCGAGGCGGAAUUCCGUGGCUACAUAGUCCUGCUCAAUCUGGCGGAUGCCAACUUCCUGUGGGACAUUGGCCAGCUGCCAGCGGAACUGCAAAGCUGCCCGGAAGUGCGACAGGCCAUCCAGUUCUAUCUGGCACUGCAGGACACGAACUUUGUGCGAUUCUUUCAGCUGCUGAUGGACGAGGAGACCAGCUAUCUGAGUGCCUGCAUUCUGGUUACCUACUUCACGCGACUGCGCGUGCUCGCCCUGCACCGUUUGAUCCAGGCCUACAGGUCGCCGCGCAACAACGAGGUGUCCUCGCUGCCGCUCACCUACAUCACCGAUAUGCUGAGCUUCAUCUACGAGCAGGAGGCAGCGGACUUUGUGCAGCAUUAUGGCUUGGAGGUCAACGAGGCGGGCAGGGUAGUCUUGAGCAGAAUGCACGCCACGGAAACGGAGUACAAGUUGCCGCGACAAUAUGAGCUGGUGGAAAUGAAACGCGUGAAGAGCGUGGGCGAGGUCGUUUGCGGGGAGCCUUUGCCCCCGAAGGACUACCUCAACCACCGACCGCACAACAGCUUCAACGAGCAUGGGCUGCUCAAGAGCGUCGCCUGGUCGGCCAAGGAUCAGCUGCCUGGCAUGCAGCAGCAGCAGCAGGAGGAGAAGGCGCAACCCCAAUUCCCGGCACAGCCACAGUCACAAUCACAAUCCCAAACCCAAUUGCAACCACAAGCACAACAAACAGCUCAAUCGCAGAGCGAUAACUUCUUCAAGGUGCCCAUGCAACCGGGCGGAGGAAUGACACCUGGCUUUGCCGCUCCGGCCACUGGCGGCUUCAGCUUCGUGCUGCCCAAGUCCCGCGCCCAGGAGCAGCAGGAGCAUGCCCUGGCCGAGAUGCAUCGUCGGGCGCAGGAGGAGGCCAAGCACCAGGCGCUCCAGCAGGCGAUUGCCGUGGCCAAGCAGCGCGAGGCCGAGCUGAUGGCCAUCCACAAGACCAAGGUGGCCGAAGCGGAGCGGGUGCGCCAGCAGAAGCAGCGGGAGCGCCAAGAGCAGCAGCGCCGCCAGGAGGAGGAGCAGGAGCGGCAACGCCAGCGGGCGCUCGAGAAGAUCCAACUGGAGCAGGAGCGGCAACGGCAGCGGGCGCAAAUGCGUCUAGCGGAGCAGCAGGCGAAGGAGGCACGCAAGAAGACCUUGACGCUGGAAUGCUAUCAGCAGAUAUUCGAGGAGGCUCUGGCGGAGAUCUGCCAGCGGGAAGUGCAGCUGCACAGGCAAACCUGCCGCUCGUACGACUCCCUGGUGGACUCGAUAACGCAACGCCUCGUGGAGGAGCAAAUGCAGCAGUCGAUGUACGAGUUGGGGAUCAUGCGGGUCUAUAUUCGACGGUGGCGGAACUAUCGGCGAGUCCAGCAGCAGAAGGACACGCUGUUCAAUCAACUGCCGUUGAGCUUUGGCGCCGAUGCAGUCGAUCGCUUGGUGAACGAGCGCUGCGUGGAGGAUUCACUGCGUCUGAUCAGACGCUAUCGCCUCGGCGAACCCUGCGAUUAUGGCAAACUGCUGACCGGCCUGGACGAGCAGAGUUGGCUGAAGCUGGAUCUGUGGCGCGUCUUGGAUCAGUGCCUGCCGCUGGCGCAGCCGGGCGCCAGGCGAUUCUAUAAGCUGGUGCUCAGCUUGCCGGGGAGUCGGGAGGGCUUGCAGCUGAACUACGAUCUGGACAGGGGACUCCUGCAGCAGCCACAGUCGCCGGAUGCCCAGAUCGUGGCGGGUGGCUACAUCAGGGGCUUCGCCCAGGGCAUCGGACUGAGUGUGCUGAAGAUCCGAGAUGGUCACCCCGAUUGGAAGGCCGCCGAAUUGGCCCACGCCAACGGCAUCAUUUGCCUGGCCGGUCUCUCGGAUUUGAGACACCUGGCGCAGCGUUUGAGGCCAUUGAUGCAGGCCAGUCACUGCCAGGACGUGGCUCUAAUUGUCCAACAUCCCGCUCACAGGGUGUUUGAGCACUCCGAACUGGAUUUCCAAGGAUUGGGUGUGCGCCGAUUCAAGAUUUUCCCCCUGCGACACUCGGCCAACUCCCGGCAACGUUUGAUGGCUGAAGUGGAUGCGGCUGUCAAGUUUUUGGCCCGCGGAGUGGAGGGGGAAUCCGCGGGACAGCUCCACCAAGUGGAUGUACGCGAGUUUGUGCUCGGUAAUCUGGGAGCGGAGCUCUUCCGUCGCCUGAAGUACGCCUCGGAUCAGGACAGAGCCAUUCGGAGGAGUAGCCAGCGGUGUCCGCAGUUCUGUGCCGAUCUCUUCAACGAGGCAGUGCGUCGAUUGCAAAUGGUGGCUGGCGAGGAUGUGAGCGAUUGUCCCCAGUUUCCCGAGGAGCUGCGCGUGUUCGUGCAGCCACUGGCCAUCGAUUCGCCGCUGCCCACCAAUCGCUUGGAGUACUUUGAACCCGGAUGGCAGCUGCCGGAGAAGCGGCAUCGCAUUGUGCAGCUUUUGGAGCGAAGCAAACUGCCGCGAUUGCCGGAAUUGCGGAGCGUUGGCACAUCGCCGGAGGAGGCGCAAUGCCAGUGGGUUCUGGACUGCGCCCAGGUGAGCCAGCCGGAGGAAUACGUGGAACAGAUCGCCCUGCAGGCCAUCAAAAUACUGCAAGCCAACGAGGAGGCUGGCUACCUGAACUUCGUGGAAUACUUGGCGAGCGAACGAAUGCAGUUUACACUGCGCGAGGAGAAGGAUUUACCCAGGCGAAUUGUGUACCGAACGAAGACGAUGAGGAGCCGCUUUCUCGGCGCCUGGUACUACGAGUUCCAGAGUCCGCAGAUGUGUGAACCGGCUUCACCCGAAACGGAAUGCCAGGAGCAGGGAUGGGAGCACAGCCCAGUGCAAGAGGAGCAGGUGGCAGAGGCGGUGGCGGUGGAGGAGGAGGAGCUGGACUUUAACGAGAUCAUGAGCAAGGCGGAGGCUGUGCUCAGCAAGUGUCGCCGGCGCCAGGAGGAACGCCACACCCUGCGGGACCUAAAUCGAUCACACAAGGCGAAAAAGAAGCACAACAAAUCGGAGAAUCACACUGAUGACGCGGAAAGUAAACCCAAACCGAAGCGCAUGCGGUCCACCUUUAAGUAGUAAUUCAAUUGUAUAAGGUCUAUGUUUUAUUGUACAUCCCAUUUGAUUUGUAGAUACCAUGUAGUAGAAGUCUAAGUCUAGUCUAGGUUUUAUAAUUAAGAACAAAAUUUACUAGUCCUAAGUAGACCCAAAAUCCUGACAGCAAUAUUAUCAGCAAGAGCGAGACGAAGUGGCAGCCGCCAAACGGAGCGAGACAGUCUUAAGAAUAUAGAAGGAAUAGCUAGGUAUUUUUUAUGUAAUUCUAGUGUUAAUUAAAUAAAGUUUUUACCAAGAUUCA